UCCAGCAUACUAACCUCUUCUUCUAAACUUUCAACCCCACAGAAACCAUGCGACAAGAAAAUAUCACAGAAUUUAUCCUCCUGGGACUUUUCAGUGAUGGGGAUGCAAAGGCUGCCUGCUUUGUAUUAUUCUCACUUUGCUAUUUUGCUAUUCUCUCAGGAAACUUGCUCAUUCUUAUAACUAUAAAAGGCAGCCACCUCCGUGAGCAGCCCAUGUACUUUUUCCUCAGCUACUUGUCCUUCAUGGAUGUCUGCUUCACCUCCACAGUGGCCCCCAGACUGAUCACAGACUUGCUGGUCCAGCGGAAAACCAUCUCCUACAAUGAUUGCAUGGCCCAGAUGUUUUAUGCCCACUUCUUUGGUGCCACUGAGAUUUUCAUUUUGGUGGCUAUGGCCUAUGACCGCUAUGCAGCCAUCUGCAGACCCCUUCACUACAUGGUCAUCAUGAGCAGAAAGGUGUGCUAUGUUCUGGUGAUGGCUUCUAUCAUUGGAGCAUUUGUUCAUUCCUUAAUACAUGUAUUGAUUAUUAUCGAGCUUCCUUUCUGUGGACCCAAUAAGAUAGACCACUUUUUCUGCGAUGUAUUCCCAUUGUUGAAGCUGGCCUGCACUGACACUAAGCUACUGGUGAUUUUAGUCAUCACCACCACAGGAAUAUUGGCCAUUUUGACCUUCAUUGCCUUGGUUAUUUCUUACAUCAUCAUCCUGUCCACCCUGAGGACUCCAUCCUCUGAGGGCCGUCGUAAAGCUCUCUCCACCUGUGGCUCACACAUCACUGUGGUGUUCAUGUUCUUCUUGCCCCUCAUCUUCACCUAUGUCCCUACAGCUGAUUCGGUCAGCGAUGACAAGGUUUUUGCCCUGUUUUACACUAUGAUUGCCCCCAUGUUCAACCCCUUCAUCUAUACACUAAGAAACAAGGACAUGAAGAAUGCCAUGAGGAAAGUAUGGUGCCGAGACAAGCUGUCUGGACAAAAAUGA
Messenger RNA from Echinops telfairi (small Madagascar hedgehog), 974 nucleotides. Its product is annotated as olfactory receptor 4P4-like. Gene Ontology annotation, cellular component: membrane. Gene Ontology annotation, biological process: G protein-coupled receptor signaling pathway. The record is from RefSeq and is a predicted model, not a curated record. The coding region runs from base 48 to 974 and encodes 308 amino acids. The transcript has a single exon. Gene Ontology annotation, molecular function: G protein-coupled receptor activity; olfactory receptor activity. Lineage: Eukaryota; Metazoa; Chordata; Mammalia; Afrosoricida; Tenrecidae.